Molecule: messenger RNA, 1086 nt
Organism: Sordaria macrospora k-hell
Lineage: Eukaryota; Fungi; Ascomycota; Sordariomycetes; Sordariales; Sordariaceae
Source: RefSeq, a predicted model, not a curated record
AUGCUCGCCUCAGGGGACCUCGUCCGCACGGGACAAUGGGGGAUAACCGCAAAUGACUCACCCACCGCUUUUUUGUCGAAAUUCACCUACGGCCCUUCCAUCGAAGGGCUCUUCCUGCAGUCCAACCUGGGCGUCGUCACGAAGAUGUCCAUCUGGCUCCAACCGCAACCGCAGGCGUUCAUGUCGUGCAGCUUCAGCAUGCCUUUCUUUGAUGACCUGGAGGUCAUGGUCGAUGCCUUUGGCGAGAUGCGGCGUAAUGGGACGAUCCCCAGUUGCGUGUGGUUUACUUCGCUUAUCGAGACGCUGUGCAUUGCUGGACGGAGGGAGGAUUACUGGAAAGGUGAGGGGCCGAUUCCCGACUGGCGGCUGGAGGAGUUGAGGUUGGAGACGGGGUAUGGGCAUUGGUAUGCGCGGUUCGGACUGUACGGACCCAAGAGAGUAGUGGAGGCGCAGUUUGAGGAGAUCAAGGAUGUGUUGGCGAAGAAGGCGCCGACGGGCACAAUCUCAGGGACGCUGUAUGCUGAUGAAACAGGAGUGGAUGCGGCUAAGGUGCCGGUGGAACAUGGGAGCAUGUUUGUUGGUGUCCCGCAGCUUUGGAGUUUGCCGUUAAUUAACUGGCCGAUUCCGAAGAGCAAGACAGAUGGGAAAGCGGCGCAUGGGGAUUAUGCGCCUGUGAUCCCUUCGUCGGGGAAGUUGGUGAUGGAGUGGAUGAGGAAGAGCAAGCCGAUUUGCGAAGAGAACGGUGUGGAACUGAUGGCGGACUUCUUUAUGCAUGAGAGGCAUGUGGUGUUGAUGAAUAUGUUUACCUGGGAUCAGACGGAUCCUGUGCAAAAGCAGAAUAUCAAGAAGUUGUAUUAUGGGCUUCAUGAGGUGGCGAAGGAGAGGGGUUAUGGCAUGUACAGAGCGCAUGUCAACCAUAUGGAUCUAAUUGCGGGCUUGAACGACUUUAACGGACACGCCUACAACCGCUUCGUCGAGAAGAUCAAGGACACUCUGGAUCCCAACGGCAUUCUGUCUCCCGGCAAGCAAGGAAUAUGGCCUAGCGGGUUCCGACAUCUCAGAGAGGACCAAGAGUACGACGGAUGA